UCCGCCAGCUCUCGCCAAACUGCCAGUCGACUAUACUUGCGAGUCCUGCUGCUGCAAGGAAGAUCCGAGGAUGGCAGCAUUUCGCCCCAAAUCAGGUGCUCUCCAUGGAUAGAUUCUCAGAACCAGACCAGUCUUCAAUCUUUCGUAUGGCGCUACCGGCCUUUUCUCCGAGAGGCUCCCCAGGUGAAGUUACCGUCGCGUUCAUGCCUGCUAGAAGGGAUAUAUCCGGCUUGCAUAAUGCGGUUGGCGUCACCUAUCGACCGCCGUGUAGUGUCCUGUCUGCCUCUCUAGGAUCGUAUAUGGACCUACCUCCGACUCCACCAGCAUCACCUCGUUCACCGAGAACCAUCUCAGCAGGUCCUCGUACCAUCGUGCCAUCCCCAUACAAUGACAGAGAAAAGACCUUGUCCGUUUUAUACUCUCCACACGGUGUAUCCUACGAGAUCAUCCGGCCAUACGCAUCAUCCCAUCUCGUCUCCGAGUCCGCCCUCCCACUAGAUCUCCUCAUGCACUCGUUCGACCGUGUAACCAACCCAAUCUACCUCGGGGGUAACAUCGCAGCCGGCUCGCCUGGUGGUGUUGAAAUCGCCCGCAACCUACUUGCUAAGGCGUGGAUCAGCGCUCACGAUGCCGACAAGAUCAACAAGGGCGUGUCCGUAAAGCAGAUCCGGAUGCGGAAGUUUGGCCUGGAUGAAAUCAAGAGGAUGCUCGUCGGCGGAGAUAAAUUGCCGGGGCCUAGCGUGUCUAUCCAGACGAACGUCGUUAGUCUUCAUGCAGGCGAGGAGUUCCGCAUCAAGAGGGGAUGAGGCAAGAAAUCUACGGCUGCGUCGAUGGACGACGCCAACCCAACAUCCUUUCUUGAUUCAACAGCAUGACCAAUGAUACAUCAGGCAAGACACGGAUGCAUUGAUGAAAUUUACAUCGUAGUAUGGACCGAUCCAACCCGUCCAACCCUUUCAUCCCAUCAUCCCAGUCGUCCUGACCUCCACCACUCCAACCAUUUCUACCAGCAAAAGACACGGUGUUCUACUUCAUACUCCCCGACAAGCUGAGAUGUACAAUGAAAAAUAUGGUGGUUGCUUUAUGCCGAAGCAAACGCGCAACCAAGCGCCAGACCACGCAAUAAACCAUUGCACAAGAGGCACCAGAGGUCUCAGCUGCCAGAAGGCAGAGAGAGGCGGUUGUCACGCGAUUCCCCAG
Messenger RNA from Mytilinidion resinicola, 1200 nucleotides. RefSeq lists its product as uncharacterized. Bases 105 to 806 code for a protein of 233 amino acids. The record is from RefSeq and is a predicted model, not a curated record. Lineage: Eukaryota; Fungi; Ascomycota; Dothideomycetes; Mytilinidiales; Mytilinidiaceae. The transcript is spliced from 2 exons.